Python bivittatus (Burmese python) is the source of this 5017-nucleotide messenger RNA. RefSeq names its product pleckstrin homology domain containing O1 (gene PLEKHO1). The record is from RefSeq and is a predicted model, not a curated record. Gene Ontology annotation, cellular component: muscle cell projection membrane; ruffle membrane. NCBI's taxonomy places the organism in Eukaryota, Metazoa, Chordata, Lepidosauria, Squamata, Pythonidae. Gene Ontology annotation, biological process: regulation of myoblast fusion.
ACCGGCUCUCUGUGCCUGCUCUCUUGUGACGCUGCCUUCCCUUACAUCAGGCACCAGCUGAUAACCAGGAGGGCUUGGCCGUGCGUAUGUCCUUCAGUCAGCAAGCGCCUCUCUUCCUCUCCCAAGGCCAGCCGGUAACUUUAAGCCUGCUAACAGUAUCCAGCCGGGGAGGUCAGCAGGCUCAGGUGGCUGUUGGCCUGUACUUCGGCAGGCAAGCCGCCCUGUUAGAAGAUGGAAUGUAAAUUAAAGAAACGAGUGGAUAAAGGGUUCCAGGAAGGGAACCAGCAACCUCUGCAGCCUGAGAAGGUGGGCUGGGUCCGAAAAUUCUGUGGGAAAGGCAUUUUUCGGGAGAUUUGGAAGAAUCGUUUUGUGGUCCUGAAGGGUGACCAACUGUAUAUCUCGGAGAAGGAGCUCAAAGAUGAGAAAAACAUCCAGGAAGUGUUUGAUCUGAAUGAUUAUGAGAAGUGUGAGGAGCUCAGAAAGUCCAAAAGCAGAAGCAAAAAAAACUAUAGCAAGUUCUCGCUCGCCCAUUCCAAGGAGCCUGGCAACACAGCACCAAAUCUCGUCUUCCUGGCCGUGAGCCCCGAAGAAAAGGAAUCUUGGAUCAACGUGCUCAACUCUGCAAUAAUCCGGGCCAAAAACCGCAUCUUGGAUGAGGUGACCGUGGAAGAGGAAAGCUUUCUCGCUCAUCCAACCCGCAACAGAGCAAAGAUACAGCACUCCAGGCGGCCUCCGACAAGAGGUCACUUGAUGGCUGUGGCAUCUACCUCAACGUCUGAUGGGAUGCUGACACUGGACUUGAUUCAGGAGGAGGAUGCCUCCCCAGAAGACCAUGACGCCUGUGAGAAGAGUUUCCGAGUGGACUUGGACAAACCAGUUGCCCAUUUCACCCCUGGCCGAAGGCGCUCAGAUUCAGAGAACGUCAAGAACCUGGACAAGAGCAAGACAAACAGCCUCCCGCGGAGGAAGGAUGUGUCUGGGGAGAAGUUCUCACCUCACAGUGAGGCCUUUGACAAAGGGACCAUGUAUACUCCUCAGGUCCCCAAGAAGCUCUCUCACUUGGAGAAGAACAAAUGUGCCUCUAUGGAAGAAAUCCUCUCCUGCUGGGACUCUUCCUCGGCUCGCCAGAUGUUGGUGAGGACCGGCCUAAAGGACCGAAGGGCUUCCCCUGAGCCUGAGCAGCUGGUCAGGAUACAGGAGCUGGUGGCGCUGCAGCUGGAGAAGACACAGGAGCUGCUGACGGAGGUGAGGGGCUACGGGGAAGAGCCGCGAAAGGCACAGGAGCUUGGCUCUGCGUCGGCGGCGGCCCCCGCCUGUCCCUCGUCCUCUCCCAAGCUGGACUCAGAGGCCACCUUGCAGGAGAUACAGAGGCUGCUGGGCGAGGCCUCCUCCAACUGGAGCCAAGCCCAGAAAGUGCUGCAGGAGGUCAGAGAACUGAGAAGCCUCUAUCAACACCUGGAACUGCAGCUCUCAGGACCUAAAUCCAAACAGAGCGUGCUGCCUCAGUACAGGAGGAGUAUGAUGUGAAGGCAAGCGGUGGGGCAAUCUAUAGGGAAGACAGGGCACAGGGCAGCUAGGAAGAGGGUGUAGGAGUUGAGGAGUAUAUGCUUUGUUGGAAUCUAUAGCAUUUGAUGCUUACCAGGUUCCUGCUGUUACUCGAUCCAUACUCCUCACAAACUCAGUUUUUUCUUCCCUCCCCCCCACCUUUAAAUGUCACUCAUUCCUCUCUUCCAGCUUCAAGGAAGCCCAUUUCAUUACAUUCUUUGUGUCUAUAUCCUUUCUCCCCCAAAGUGCAGCAAAUUACAGGUAACAUUUUGCAACGUAUUUUUUCAAAAGUGGCAUGGUGCUGUUUCUGGCCAUUUGGGCCCCAUGAUUUUCAGAGAGCCCCUCUCCAAGAACAACCCCUGGUUUCUAAAUAGUAAUCAGCGAAGUCCUCCAGUCCAAAUGCCACGUGAGUGUUCCACGCUCCCAAAUACCAGGAGACACAGGUUGCGCCUCAGGCUCCGGGGGGUACGUUGCCUCCCUCCUGUGUCCCCUUGGGUCCUCUGUGGCUGCUCUGCCACUCAGAGGGCCUAUUUCCCUGCUUGGGUCCAAGCCCAGAUUCUGUCAUAAAGGCAACAUGGCCACCUUAAACUAUGCAGAAAACUAUGUUCAUGUCCAUGAUGCAGUCACGGGAGCAGGAGCCCACGCUACCAGAAACCAAGCGACCCGGUUUUGCUUAAGCUCAAGACGGGUUCUUGGCUGGAACUGGGGAAGCAGUUUCUGAAGAGGCUGCCCUUGAUUCAAGGCAGUUCUUGUCCACAGGCUUAAGUACCUCAUAAAAUUUCCCUGAAGUUCUUGGUAGGUAUUCCAUGUCAUUAUAGUGUCAUUUUGAUACAUCUCCCGUUGCUUUCCUCAGCCCUUCUUCUUACCAUCAGACGUAGCUAUGAGUAGCAAUGUACACAAUGUGCUCAGAAAGCAGAAUUGUGGGUCAUGGAGUUCUGCUUGGAAAAGUACAUGUCGGCAGAGCUUACGACGUUAGGUGUUCAUUCGUCUUCAGGCACGCGUCUUAUUUUUUCAGUGCGACGGGAGAAUAGUAGUCUGAAGCAUUUCAAGAUCACACGUGCCAAUCCACCUCUCCUUCAGGAGCAAAUCCUUGAUUUCUUUGACUGGCCCCAAGCAUUUUGCUGCCUAAGGUAGAGCACGGAUGGCAUCUUGUCCCCUUGGAGUUGAAUCUCGUUUCAGUUUUGGUGACAGGAGAGCGUCUUCUGUGGCGUCCGAAGAGAUGGCUCUGAUGGUUCUGUAUCCUCCAUCAACCACUGCCUCACCGCAUCUAAUAGCAGGGCUGGUCCUCUUUUGUUUCCUUUUUCCAUCUCGGAUACUGAAACACAGUGGAUAUCGUGUUGGACAGGAGGAACUCAACAGUAAGUGUCCGUUGAGUGUGGCCAUUGUUUUCUGUGUACUGGCAACGCUGUUCACCUGCUCAGAAUUUACUGGUGGUUGGAAGGGCUCUCAGGUUCAAGUCAGAGCCAUCUGUUCACUUGUGCCUCUUGCUCUUCCUGUGUUCAGAGAAACCGCAGAAAGGUGGGUUAAGGGUUGUAGGAUUGCUACAGGCAGCAGGAUCUCACAGUGGGAAGUGCUUCCCCAUUACAGAUUGUGCCAUGCUCCCCUUGCUGUGGUCAUUGCUCACUGCUUAAGAAGGUAGAAUGGGGAAAGCGAUCGCCCCGGGUCUCUCAGAUGGCCUUGGUCCUCAAUAUUGCUGGCUCAGCUGAGAGUUGGGAAGUGAACACUGGACACAGAUUGUAUCUCAGGUACCUUCAUAUCCUUGCUGAUGAUCCCCACUCUGCACUUUGCUAAGCAGAACAACCUGGGUUUCCCACUGUUGCAACUGGGAACAGGAAUUUGUGUUUCCGUGGGUGGUGCUUUCUGCUCCGGCUUAGAGGGAGGAAUGCCCACACGAGUCUUCCAGAAUCAUCCCUCCAGAAAGGGAAUUGGAAAUUGCUGCUUUUUUACCUCUGCCCCACAGUGAGAUUUUGCAAUCAGCCUGAGGUGCCCUCGUUUCCCUUUUCUUAAGAGUUUGAGAAAUUAAUUUGCCCUUAUCUUCUUUUUCCAAACUUAUGACUACUUAUGACCUUUUGGGGAGGAACUUGCCUGUGUUUGUUUUACAUCCCCUUGAGUUGUCUUAGCGAGUGGCCGUGUCCAGAAGUCAGCCGCGCUCCAGCGUCUUCCUCCCUCUGCCCCGGUUCUCCCACAGGCUUGGCUAAUCUGUUGGAUGAGUCUGGAGCGGAUAACACUGUAUUGCAGAUUAAGCAAGGGAAAGCUUGCUGUCAAUCCCACAUGUGGGAUUACAGGCGAAAACCCAAUUAUGGGGUGAGAAUGGCGUGUGUCUGGGUAAACUUGCCAGUCGGAGAAGUGCUGGUGUUUCUUGGAUUACUUGCUAAUUAAAUAAACUGGGAGAUUGCGGAUUGAGGUGGCUGCAUCCUGGCUGGUAGCUGCAGUGCUGUGGAGGGAGCGUUGGCGCUUUACGGGGCACCGCCCAAGUGUGAAGAGAUGACAUGGAUCUCCAAAGGCCCGUCAAGACUAGAGCCAAAGUUGGUCUUCCUGCUUCCUAUUACAUUUCAUGCCUGCCUGGCCAAAAGAGUGGCUCACCCGAUACUGAUGAAUCAGCUUGGGAAGGGCCAACUUUGGGACUGGGAGCUGAUGGGAAAGAGAUGGGAAGCCGCCUCCCCGGAUGGCUCGUGAUCCCCCCACCCCUUCGGGAAGGCCCAGCUCUGGGUUGCUUCGCAGAGGGGCGGCUCCGAGAACAGGGCGCAAGCCUCUGCCCCUUGCCCGCCGGAGCCUCACCUUCCCCUCUGUGUCUGAACAGGGACACCGCUACCCCCUCCCCAGACCUCUUCAGGAGAGCAAGAGUCCAACGAGGUCCUUUUCUGGGGUCGGGACGAGGAAAUCAGUAGCUAGGUUUGCAGAUGAUGCUAAGCUGGGGCUUGUUUUGACAACAAUUUGUUGAAUACAUUACAGGGGCUGGUUUCACGCAAACCGUGGCUGACACAUCCACGGGCAUCCUAAGGACUAUUUCGAGGCCCAAAGAAGUCAAGUAGACAACCCUGCAGCUGAAAUCAGAGGUUUCUCUACUAGGCGACCAAACUCAAGCUCUCUUGCAGUGGAGGGUGGGCGGUUCUUGGUCACUUAGUGGUUUGCUGGGGCUUUGUUACAGUUUUUUAAAUUUCACUUCCUAUAGCUUGAGAUUUCCUGCCGCUCUCCCUUCUGAGUACUAACUGGAUGCAACCCGGUAAAACUUUUCAAAAUCAGCCAAGGUCGGCCAAACCAAAGCAAACCGUCGGCAAGCUGUUACUGCUCGUGCGGCCAAGGAUGGUGUCGCCGUCACGGACACUCAGCCAGAUCCCGUAACCUGUAAAAGGAGGCAUGCGAAGCCCGGAUUAGCACGUGCCUCAAUCAAAUUAAAAAGGUACAAGAAACUUGUAGGCUGGUUAGCUAGGGCAAUAGAAAAACGUGCGUGCAAAUAAAUAAAUAAAUAGCU